AUGAGGCAGCGCACCAAGAGUGUUGUGAGUGUGCGGGAAUAUUUCCGCAUCGAUGGCAGUGGCGCCCCUGAGCAGGAAGACGACGACGACAAUGACGAUUGGGCUGCCGUUGCUAUGUACGGAUCCUGCAUGGAUGUGCUCAAACCUGGCAAGAAGACGCGUGCACGCACAUCGACUUGUGACUCACUGGCUGAGACGGAUGACGACUCGGAUGGCGAAGAGAACGAUGGUAUUUUACGCAUUCGAGCGUGUAGCCACAGUCGUCGCAUCAGUUUUGACGACGACGUUAAUGUCGUUGAGAUUCCUGCACGCUCUACCUUUGAUGCUGACUACAAGCAGCGCGUCUGGUAUACGCAGGACGAAUUGCUUCGUAGUCAAGAGUGCUACUAG
This is a messenger RNA of Plasmopara halstedii, 390 nucleotides long. RefSeq lists its product as uncharacterized. The transcript has a single exon. The record is from RefSeq and is a predicted model, not a curated record. Lineage: Eukaryota; Oomycota; Peronosporomycetes; Peronosporales; Peronosporaceae. Bases 1 to 390 code for a protein of 129 amino acids.